This is a messenger RNA of Apaloderma vittatum (bar-tailed trogon), 369 nucleotides long. RefSeq names its product prostate stem cell antigen-like. The transcript is spliced from 3 exons. The coding region runs from base 1 to 369 and encodes 122 amino acids. NCBI's taxonomy places the organism in Eukaryota, Metazoa, Chordata, Aves, Trogoniformes, Trogonidae. The record is from RefSeq and is a predicted model, not a curated record.
AUGAAGGCUUUCCUUGUGCUCCUGCUGGGAACAGUCCUGUGCUUGGACUCAGGUUCUUCUUUGCAGUGUUACAGCUGCACGUCACAGCUCAGCAACUCCAAAUGUCAGACGAAAGUGGACUGCAAGGAGGGCGAACAGUGCAAGACAGAUGUGAUCAGGGUUGUAGGGCUCUUCAACAUCAUCAGCAAGGGCUGUGACUCAUCAUGUGAAGCGUCCUAUCAAGACUUCAGCGUAGGCAACAGGAAUAUCUCCUGCUGCAGCACCAGCCUCUGCAAUGUCAACGCAGCAGGCAGCGUGAGGUCCAGCUAUGGGCUGGCAGCAGGGAUAGCAGCCAGCCUGCUCUGGAUCUCCUUGAGCAACCGACUGUGA